This is a messenger RNA of Talaromyces amestolkiae, 1650 nucleotides long. RefSeq lists its product as uncharacterized. The coding region runs from base 1 to 1650 and encodes 549 amino acids. The record is from RefSeq and is a predicted model, not a curated record. Gene Ontology annotation, biological process: microtubule-based movement. The transcript has a single exon. Lineage: Eukaryota; Fungi; Ascomycota; Eurotiomycetes; Eurotiales; Trichocomaceae.
AUGGCAACAACCGAGUCCCGACACGCAAGCAAGUCCUCCAUAUCAGCCCUCGAAGCAGCGCGGGCACGAAUACGCAAAGAUGACCAGUCCUUCGAGCCUCGCACACCACCUCAUCACCGGAACCGGUCGAUGGUCUCAUCCUUUGGCUCCUCAUCUUCGCCGUUAUCAUCAUUCCGCAACGAAGAAGACGCUAUAAUCCUCGAAAUGGGCGCUCGUUCCCUGCGCGCAGGAUUCGAGGGUGAGAGUACGCCCAUGUGUUCUGUGAGCUUCGGGCCGGAAGAGUCAAGAAAAGUCGGCGAUUAUCGAGGCUGGGCCAAAUUAAACAAGAGCACAACAGAAGGAGAAGGUGUCAGCUUUUUGGAUGCAGAGGAGUGGGUCAAAAACCACGAGUUGUGGCGCAUGGAUCUUAGGGAGGUUGACCUGGGACUUGUGGAAGAUAAACUUGAACGUGCAGUACGCGAGAUCUACAAUAAGUAUCUCUUGACGGAUGCAGGAAAUGCGCGUCUUGUGUUGGUCAUGCCGUCCGUGAUGCCGCAUCCUUUGCUAUCGGUUGUCCUUGAAACAUUGUUCGAUCGCUGGAGAUUUCCCUCUAUUACGCUUCUACCGUCUGCUGCCAUGGUAGCUGCUGCUGCGGGAGUGCGUGCAGCCUUGGUGGUCGAUAUAGGCUGGGCUGAAACGACGGUCACUGCUAUUUACGAAUACAGAGAUAUCGCCUCAAAAAGGAGUACUCGAGCAAUGAAAACACUCAUGCAACAUAUGGGGCGGAUGCUAUCCCAUCUGGACAAUUCGACGCAAGAAGAAACGAAAAAGGCCGGGAAAAUAUCAGUCAAUUUUGAAUACUGCGAGGAAGUCGUGAGCCGGUUUGCGUGGUGUAAAUCCACAGCAGAGGACGAGAACUUGAACAAGCAUGUUUCAAUUCCAUCACCUUUGAGUCCCGACUCAGGAUACACAGAGGUUCCAUUUUCUCAAUUUGCAAAGCCGGUCGAAGCCAAUUACUUUGCUACCGGUACCGACGAGCACGAGUUUGACGACGACGAGACACCAAUUCACAGUUUAAUCUACAAUGCCUUGUUAGAGCUUCCGCCAGAUAUACGUGGAGCUUGCAUGUCUCGUUUGAUAUUUGUGGGAGGCGGAUCGAGGAUACCGGGUAUCCGCCAACGUAUAUUAAAUGAAGUCUCAUCGCUGGUUGCAGAGCACGGGUGGGAUGCAACAAGGGGACGUGCUGUGGAAGAGCAGCGAAAGAAAUUACAAGAGCUCAGAAUUGGCCGAGAACUUGAACAUGCACCCGAGCAAAAAGUCGACACUACAGACGAAGCGCACAAGGCAUCACCAUCAGAAGAGAAGAAAGACGAAGAAAUUGAUUUCGUCGAACAGAGGAUCCGCCGCAAUCAAGCCCGAAACAGCAAACCCUUCAUUCAAGGCCAGUUACGUCAAGUCGAAUCUUUGGGAGCGUGGGCGGGCGCCAGCCUUAUCACAAGUCUCAAAAUUAGAGGGCUCGUCGAAGUUGAGCGCGAAAAGUUCCUUCGUGAUGGAUUGGCGAGUGCAAGCAGAGAUUUGGAUGGUCACCAUCAAGUAGCGGAUCGACGGUCUGGUGUUCGUUCGUCUGUUAUAAGUGAUCGGUCGAGCUGGACUUUGGCGGGUUGGGGAUAA